This is a messenger RNA of Hevea brasiliensis (rubber tree), 2188 nucleotides long. RefSeq names its product lysM domain receptor-like kinase 3. The coding region runs from base 191 to 2035 and encodes 614 amino acids. Gene Ontology annotation, biological process: protein phosphorylation; innate immune response. The record is from RefSeq and is a predicted model, not a curated record. The transcript has 10 exons. Gene Ontology annotation, molecular function: ATP binding; transmembrane receptor protein kinase activity. NCBI's taxonomy places the organism in Eukaryota, Viridiplantae, Streptophyta, Magnoliopsida, Malpighiales, Euphorbiaceae.
AUCUAGAACUAUACCGUUAUGCAGCAAAAAAUCCAAAUUAAUUGGCAUUUGAUAAUGGAAAAUAUUGCAAUGAAGAAAAUGACAAAUCAGUAUCUAUCAUUUUAUGCUCAUUUGAUAUCCUCAGGAAGAUGCUUAAAGGGUCAAAACACAAAAAGUUUAGUUCUUCAUCCCAUCUCUUUGAUUUUCUGUCAUGAAGAUGGCUUCCCAAAAUCACCACCUCCUUCUCUUCCUCCUUCUCUUAGCUGCAGUCUUUACUAAUGUUCUCUCCUUCGAUGUUGUGACCAAGACAAGCCUCGUGUACCCUUUUAGUUGCUCUGACCAAAUUCAGACAUGCAAUUCCUACCUAUAUCACAUCUCUGAAGGACUUACCAUUGAUCAAAUAGCCUCUUUCUACUCAGUGAACACAUCCAACAUUAAACCCAUCACCCAUGGCCUCAAACAGGACUAUCUUGUGUCUGUUCCUUGCACUUGCAAAGAUGUAAAUGGCACCCAAGGGUACUUCUAUGACACCCCUUAUAGAGUACAAUCAGGUGAUACAUUCAUGAAUAUCACAAGGAUGCUCUAUAGCGGCCAAGCUUGGAAAGUUGAGAAUGAAGAGGAGUUAUUUGUUGCUGGAGAUAUGAUCACUAUACACCUUUUAUGUGGAUGCAUUCAAGCAGAGUCUCAAGAGAUAGUGACAUAUACAGUUCAAGAGAAUGAUACACUGUCAGGGAUUGCGGAACUUCUAACAGCAAAACUAAGUGGAAUCCAGGGUUUAAAUGAAAGAUUGACUCAAAAUCCUGGUUACAUCGACGUAGGAUGGGUGUUAUUCAUUCCCAAGGAGAAGAAUGGAAUUCGAGCUCAAAAGCAAGGAAAAAGAAACCAUCUGACGAUUAUCCUUGCGAUAUUGUCUGCGGCCACAUUAUGUUCACUAUGCACUUUAAUCCUAUUCCUGAUCAAGGGAAUUAGAAACCACAAAAAUAGAGAAGAAAAUCUAAAAUCAGUCAACAAAUGCCGAAGUCCCUCAAGAAUUUCCUCACAGAGCCAGUUUCGGAAAACUGAUAUUGAAGGUGUCACCUUUGAAUCUGAAAGGCCAGUUGUAUAUAGUGUGGAUGAGAUUGAUAAGGCCACAAGUAACUUCGACAUAAGCAUGAAAAUUGGACAGGGUGGAUAUGGGAGCGUGUAUCUUGGUUUUUUGAAAGAACUGGAAGUUGCAGUAAAAAAAAUGAAAUCUAGCAGAUCGAAGGAAUUCUAUGCGGAGCUCAAAGUACUGUGUAAGAUACAUCACAUAAAUGUGGUGGAGCUGCUGGGAUAUGCAAGUGGGGAUAAUCACCUUUACCUAGUCUAUGAGUAUAUUCAGAAUGGGUCACUCAGUGAUCAUCUCCAUGACCCUCUGCUAAAAGGUCACACCCCUCUUUCAUGGACUGCAAGAGCACAAAUAGCAGUCGAUGCUGCAAGAGGAAUUGAAUAUAUUCAUGAUCACACGAAGGCACAGUAUGUACACCGGGACAUAAAAACAAGCAACAUUCUGCUUGAUCAGGGACUCAGGGCAAAGGUGUCAGAUUUUGGGCUGGCAAAGUUACUAGAACGAUCAAGUGAAGAAGAGUUCAUGGCAACACGCCUGGUUGGAACACCAGGUUACAUUGCUCCUGAAUCUGUGCGGGAGCUACAAAUGAAUUCUAAAACCGAUGUCUUUGCAUUCGGAGUGGUUCUAGCAGAGCUCAUAACUGGUCAGCGCGCUCUUGUACGUGAUAACCGGGAACCAAACAAGAUGAAGGCACUGGUGACACUUAUGUUGACAAUAUUCAUGAAUGAAGACAUAGAGACUGUUUUGGAAGCUAAUGUAGAUGCUAACCUCCGAGGAAGCUAUCCCAUGGAAGAAGUGUGUGAGAUGGCAGAAAUAUCUAGGAGGUGUUUGAGUGAAGAUCCAUUAAAUCGACCAGAGAUGCGAGAAAUUGUGCAGGCACUCUCCCAGAUCUUGACCGCCUCAAUAGAGUGGGAAGCAUCACUUGGGGGAAGCAGCCUAGACCUUACUGGGGUGUUUGUUGGAAGAUGACCAAGUUUUGUUUGCCUCAAUCACAGCAGGAUUUUUAUGGUGGUCAAGAGUGAAGAGCCUUCUAAUAUAAUAAGAUUCCUUGUUCCUAAAAGGAAGAUGAUGUCCAAAGAUUCUGCGUUUGGUAUAAAAUGUAAUGGUAUUGCUAUAUACUAA